AUGGAACCUUUACGACUUAAACCCAGACAACCUGUGGAGGCCGACAUUGAAAACUGGGAUGACGAUGAUUUUGUCGUCGAGGGCGACGACCUGUCCUUUCGCAGUCCAUCCACGGCCACUAACAUUCCAUCCCGGCCAUCAUCUUCAAGACGCCGGGAUUCUGGUUCUUCGCACUUCUCCUUCCGAUCUGAGGUUGAGGGAGAAGAGGAGAAGCAUGUUCACAUUCCAGGCGACGACGAGAAAUCAACCCUGGAUGCUAUCGCUGCCGCACAAAAUGCUGGCAUCCCCUUACCAACUAAUGUCCCAUCUUCUGCCCUAAUGGGGGGUACGAUUAAGCGUCUUGGUGGAAGAAAGAUCAGAAAGAUCAUUCAAGAUGACUGGGAGAAUGACCUAGAGAUGCCCGACUCGUCCCAAGGCCUCAAGAUGAAGAGACCAGAACAACCUAAAUCCCCCGAGACUUCACGACAUGUCAGUUUUGGAUCGACUUCUACUCACACCAGUCCUAUCAACUGGGGCAAUUCACCCCCUACUUCUCCCUUUGACAAGGACAACCGACGAGAAUCUACUCAAUCUAUUCAGUCUUUCCAGAGCAUGCAGUCUAUUCAAUCUGCGACGAGUAAUCUUUCAGCCGCUAUCAACUUGGAUAGAUUCAAAGACGAUGACGAAGAUGACGAUUUCUUUGGAGGCGACACUAUCAGAGCCUCCAAGACCCGUCCACUUCCACUUCCCAAACCUGUUUCUUUUAUCACACCCCCCACUCCUCAGAGAGAUUCUAAGCCCGCUAAUGCCAACAACACCGAAGAUGAUUUUGAGGCGGAUCUGGAACUUCCAUCAGAUGGGAAACUGAAGCUUACUACGAGAAAGGAGAUCCCCAAGACGCCCGCCAAUCAAUCCGAUGAUCUGGAUUGGGGAGAGGGAAGCUUGGGGACUAGAUGGGGUGGAACUCGGCGAGACGUGCGCUCUGCUAGGAGCUCCGCUGCUUCUGCCCUUAGCCCUAGUGUUUCGAGCUCUAUCACUGCUGAGAGCGAGGACGAGACGUUUGAUGGACUGAUUCUGCCCGCCGGUCCUGUGAACUGGACAGAGAGACUCCAGCAGCGUCGAAAGAGCAAGUCUCCCAAUCGAAUCUCCGAGGAACCCAUUGUGCCUGCAAAGAAGGUACCAGCUGAAGCUGACAAGCCCGACUUUCUUGACGGACUCGAUAUUGGUGAAGGAGAUGUUUUUGACUCGAGCAAGCUCACCCUCCAUAAGAAUGUCAAGGUCAAGGAGGCACGUCCGGCUAGCCCGGCUCGCCCUAAAGCGGCACUGUCUCUUACAUUUACGAACAAACCAGUCACUACUUCGACCCGGAUCCCUCGUCUGAACCACCAUGAGCGAACCCACUCAACAUCCCUGGAACCAGUCUCAGAGAGUGGCGGCCCUAUUCCCCAGCGUAGCCGUCGCUCACACUCUAGAAUGGGCCACUCAGCUCAGUCAUCCAUCGCUAGUAUGCCAACUCCCACAACAACUUCACCAUCUCGCGGGCUCCCUCCACCACCCCCACGCAGAAGGGAAAUCGGCACGCGAACCUCGACAACCUCGCUUCGCACUGAACCAACUACGACCAGCGCUCAGCUUCUUAAGCAGAAACGCUCGCUGCCAGCCAUCAGAGCAUCGAAUACUCCGGGCAGACAGUCGGCGUAUCGUCAUGAUAGGCCACCAUCAAGAUCCGAAAACAAUCGACCGUUGUCUGGAAUACGGCCAAAGACGCCCACUGAACGUCAGCGCCAAAAUUCAACCGACAGCCCUGCAACUGUUCGCAAGUCCCACCUUCCAUUUCUGCCAGCCGGUGCCUCUCAAUCACAGUCGCAGCACGUUGCUACCAAGCAUACUCGUGGAUUCCGUCGUCAUGACUCCGACACUUCCAUUGGAUCCAUUGAUUUGCGUCCCAGUUCUCGCACGCUUUCGCGAUCCACAAUGCGGUCGCCCAGCCCCAACCAUCGCCAUCGCGCGACUGCUGAUACUUGGGAGCGUUUGAGUAAGCCAAAGCACAAGAAGAACUUUGGCGAUGGUCACGAGUUGGAUGGCUUCGAUGAUUUACCUACAUCGAAAGAAACUGAAACAAGGUACCUGAAACAGCCUACCAGCUCAGGACCCAAGGUUGCCAUGCGCAACAAACUCUACCAAAAUGUUCUUCCAGACAGAAACUCGGCGAAUUCUCCAUCAAUUCCCCCAACUCCCCGACCUUCUUUUACUCCUCACUUUGCUCGUGAUACCGCUGCAAGUAGAAUUGCACGGGAGACUUCACUGGCACAACGAGUCCCUAGUAACGGUCCGUUGACACCCUUGAACUCUCAGCGGACCACUCAGCUUUCGUCGAGGAGCAAUUUGACCCCUACCAUUCCCCACCACUCGAAUAUCCGAUCGAGGAAACACAAACGACCUCAACAGACAAAGCCGCAUCUAAUUUCGAACCUGAACAGUGGCAAAGAGUCAAAGAGUAAGGCUAUCAAGAAUAAAGCCAGUACUCUCGCUAACAAGGACAUAGUGGUCAACGGAAUGUUUUACAACGCAGACACAUACCGGUGGGAGGGCAAUGAGAACGCGCUCAAUGUUUUUGACCCCCCUGUACAAACACCCACUCAAGUGGUUGCGUCGACCACUACGCGCGAAAAGGAAAACGCAACACCUCGUCCGGCAUUGAUCACAAACAUUAGCGCUACCAAGGGCGUCCAAGUUGUCGGCGGCAUGGUCUUUGACCCUCAAAACAUGUGCUGGCUCAAACUCGAUAACCCAGCUAAACCAUCCUCCGAGACUAGUGAUACCAUGGAUGGAUUCGACGCGCUUGACGACGAGGAUGUCUUCAAGGACAUUCCUGAUUUGGAAGACAAUACCGCUGACGAUGAGGGCGCUCAAGGUCGUGUUAGCGACAUUAAGGAUGAAUGGCUUGUCGGCGAAGAGUUCGACGUGGGCCCCGAGUUCAUCAGACGACAACGGGAAGAAGAAGACCGAUGGAGAAGAAAAUGCGAGAAAUGGAUCGGCCGAGGAUCCAGAGAUCGCGAAGCUUGGCGAUGGACGAUCCGCGAGCUUGUCUCACAAUUCGACGAUUUGGCAAUGUGA
Molecule: messenger RNA, 3096 nt
Organism: Fusarium coffeatum
Lineage: Eukaryota; Fungi; Ascomycota; Sordariomycetes; Hypocreales; Nectriaceae
Exons: 1
Coding region: 1-3096 (1031 amino acids)
Biological process (GO): mitotic spindle orientation checkpoint signaling; regulation of Ras protein signal transduction
Cellular component (GO): mitotic spindle pole body; SIN/MEN two-component GAP complex
Molecular function (GO): GTPase activator activity
Source: RefSeq, a predicted model, not a curated record